UGUUCUAUUUCUCUCACGCACACACACUCUCUCGUCGCGUCGUAGGAACGCGUUAUUCGCUGUAAGACCGUCCGUCUUCCGCGCUCCGGUCCAAACGAUAAUAACAGGCAGCCGUCGUCACUCGACGUCGCAGUGUGCAUCUUGUAUCCUGAUCGGAUAAUCUCAUUAUCUCAAAGUGAGGAGAGAUCCUGCUCCCCCUCGAGCCCGUAGAUUCCGACGGAUUCGCCGGAAUAGUCUCGCGCCCGUAGCGGCGGGCCGGUCUCUUUCCCCGUCGCCUCCCCCCACUUCCCCCCGUCGACCCGGCGAAGCUAGACUCGUCGUACGACGACGACAAACACGGCGUGGACACACCGAGGAACACGAGAAUCAUGUCAUCAGGAGCAGGAUCUAGUGGAACUGGACGAGGACGCGGUUCUUCCUUGGCAGACAAUAAACCAGAAAGCAAAGAAGCCAAGCCAAAUCCAAAGAUGUCGAAAGCUUUAGGGACUUCUGCUAAAAGGAUACAAAAGGAAUUGGCAGAAAUUACACUAGAUCCACCUCCCAAUUGCAGUGCAGGACCGAAAGGUGAUAACUUGUAUGAGUGGGUCUCUACUAUAUUAGGUCCACCGGGUUCAGUUUACGAGGGUGGUGUGUUUUUUCUUGAUAUACAUUUUUCACCAGAAUAUCCCUUUAAACCUCCUAAGGUUACAUUCCGAACACGUAUCUACCAUUGCAAUAUAAAUAGUCAAGGAGUUAUUUGCUUGGAUAUAUUGAAGGAUAAUUGGUCUCCCGCACUGACGAUCUCGAAAGUUUUAUUGUCAAUAUGUUCCCUCUUAACAGACUGCAACCCAGCUGAUCCAUUGGUGGGCAGUAUAGCCACGCAAUAUCUACAAAAUAGAGAAGAACACGACCGCAUAGCACGGCUUUGGACCAAGCGUUAUGCCACAUGAGCAUAUUCUUAUCUUCGUAUUAAAACUCCUAUUAGUCUCAUGCCAAGUUACGAUCCACUGCUGCUCUCAUACGAUUUGUCUCAUAUACAUAGCCUGUAUACAUCUCUAUCUAUGAUCACCAUUGAUCGGCUAAAAAGAAACACAAAUGAGCACACAAAGACUGUUUGAGAUCAGCUCAAACAAUAGAUUGUGAUGUGCUUUUAUGUUGAGUAUGUAACUGUGCCUAAGACGAAUGAAUGUGCGUGUAACUGUGUUCAAAACAGUGCGUUAGGGCAUGACGAGACCAGGAGUUUUUUUCACUUAAAAGUUACGAUGAGAUAGUAUUUAAAUGGAUCGUAUUGUGUAUCAACAAUACUACCCAAAUGCUGCUAAUGUUUCUAGAAUAGGUGGUAACAUGAACAAUAUUGAUAAUCUAAAUUGUAAGUAACUGAUAGUAUAUAUAUAUAGGCGUUAAGAUAAUGAACAUAGAGGCCCGUUUUUCCAUAAUUGAACUCCCAUAUUUUUGUAUUGAAUUGUCUUAAAUUUAAAUUAUUAUGUUCAUACACGUAUCUUGUGCCCGAGCUGUAGACUAGCAAUAUGUAACUAUAAUUUAACUGAUACAAAACCUACCGCAUAUACGCUUUUGUGUUCAUAAUACGAUUGUGAAAAUUUCACUGCGUGGAUACUCGAUACUUGCGUCAACGGACGCAAUGUGACUGUCUGGGCCCAUCCGGGAAAAAUAUAUUGUAAUUGUAAAUAAAUAUUAUUUCCUGUACAUUCAGGCUGGUGAAACAUUCGAGAAACUUGUAACUUUAACCUGAAUUUAUAUUCUGUCUACAUAUAUAUAGUAUAUACAUGUGUGUGUGUGUGUAUGUAUAAAUUGAAACGUCAUUAGCGAUUGCACCAAUAGAGCCCCAAAUCACUGAUUCUGAUUAGUGAAUUUCUCGUAUCUCUUUUUACAUCGUAUAUACAUAUUUAGUUUUAAUUCAUGAUGUAGAUAGCAAAAAAAUAAAUCAUCAAUGGCUGACGCGCUGAGGGCGAUGUUGGUGCAAUCUACGCGUUUUCAGACCUUCUGCAUUAUUUAAUUGUAAACCUUAGAGAGAGAAUACUUACAUAUCAAUUUUGUUGCAUAUUCGAGACUCAAGAGUCCCAGCGUACUGAAUAUCUUCAUUGUCUCUCAUAAAACGGACGUGUGUCGUACGUCUUGUAUGAUUCUUCUGUGGUUCUUUUAUAUCGCGUGACAGUUACGAGCAAGGUGAGCGAAAUCACUUUGUACAUAUCUGUUUUAAAACGUAGGUCGCUUAGAAAUAUCGGCUAAGUGUAAUUAUAGUUUAUGUGAAAAUAGCGAAGCGCUAUGAUGAGAACUUCGCUUGACGACCAUCGAUAUUGUACAGUUUAUUGUGUAAAGAGUAAGGCGAUGCUUUACAUCUUUUCUUUCAUCCUAAAUUCGUGAGAUGUAAAUAUCGCGUGAGAAUGCGCGGCUCGCGUAAGUUCCUAUAACGGAAAAUUAAAUAUUCCUGGAUUCUUUUUUUUGUUCAAUUUAGUCGGCGAAAUUUGGUUCUUCGUAUUCCAUGAGUCGGUAUGCAGUUUCAACUUUGCGAAUCAGAGUUAUAUAUUAAAUCUCUUGUCUCAAGAUUGUAAAUAGAUUAUUAUACAUAAUUGCAUAUACACGAUGCCCAUGCGCAUCCAAAAAUUACCAGAACAUUAAGGAAACAUAAUGGAUCUCGUUAUUUCUAAAUGUCGUGUAUACAUUAGAUAAACAUAGUCACGCCGAAAACGAGAGUACGCUCUGUUGAGCUCGAUCGUUAGAUCACGAGGCACUGCGCUCUCUUGUAAAAAAA
Molecule: messenger RNA, 2749 nt
Organism: Odontomachus brunneus
Lineage: Eukaryota; Metazoa; Arthropoda; Insecta; Hymenoptera; Formicidae
Gene: Ubc2
Product: ubiquitin-conjugating enzyme E2-24 kDa
Exons: 6
Coding region: 369-929 (186 amino acids)
Biological process (GO): protein polyubiquitination
Cellular component (GO): nucleus
Molecular function (GO): ubiquitin conjugating enzyme activity
Source: RefSeq, a predicted model, not a curated record